UGCACUUCCACUCAUGCAUAUAACGUCUGUUGACAACAUACCUGACCUCCUGCAGGAACAGUGGUACUUUUUUUCCUUUAUAUCCCUGAGAACUGGCUAAGAGGAGAUAACAUGAAGCCUAAAUCUCUUCCAUCAAGGUUGUUUAAUAGAAACUCAGCAGCAGCAUCAGGUGAGGCUCUGAGCAUAGGAGCCGCACGCAAGUACCAGCGACAUGUGGACUGUGCGGAGGACUCUUCCUCCACUGACAGCGAGUCGGUGGCAGACAACAGCAGACAACAUGAGAGUUGCCACAGAGAAAUACACUUUGCGUUUCUGCCGGAGAGGUAUGAGCCAUUGACGGAUGAUGAGGCGAAGGAAGAGAAGAAGAAAAGAAAGAAGGAAAAGUACAAAAAAGUAAAGAAGCCCCUGUUCGGGUAAGUCCAAAUGUGACUCAGAUUUUCUCAAUAUGGCAUCAAUCAGCCUCAAUUUGUUCUAAUAGAAUCUUAAUAACUGGGGAAAAAAUCCAUCUUCUUGCUGUAAAUUAACCUGAAAUUUGUAAUUCGCACAUGUGGGCUAUUUGGGCUCUUUGUGUUCUGUGCUGCAUCAUCAUCCCAAAUUACCAAAUAAAAAUCUGGCCGAGGUUUCUGAUUAUUGAGGUAAUUGCUGAAUAUCUUAAAACAGAGAUCACUUAAAUGUUAUAAUCUGAAAAAAUAUACGUGCUUGAUCAGGAAUUACCCCCAGACCAUAUGAAUCAUCACAUACACAUAUAGCUUUGUUCUCAUUCAUCUCGGACUACUGGCCUAUAACUUCUGGGCUCACAUCAGCACAGCCAGAGAUGACUCCGACUAAAGAGCCUUGAAGCUUCAUUCUUGUCAUCUUUCUGGCGUCAGA
Messenger RNA from Paralichthys olivaceus (Japanese flounder), 870 nucleotides. The record is from RefSeq and is a predicted model, not a curated record. Lineage: Eukaryota; Metazoa; Chordata; Actinopteri; Pleuronectiformes; Paralichthyidae.